This is a messenger RNA of Hermetia illucens (black soldier fly), 895 nucleotides long. RefSeq names its product mediator of RNA polymerase II transcription subunit 18 (gene MED18). Gene Ontology annotation, molecular function: transcription coregulator activity. The record is from RefSeq and is a predicted model, not a curated record. Gene Ontology annotation, biological process: regulation of transcription by RNA polymerase II; termination of RNA polymerase II transcription. Lineage: Eukaryota; Metazoa; Arthropoda; Insecta; Diptera; Stratiomyidae. The coding region runs from base 167 to 823 and encodes 218 amino acids. The transcript has 4 exons. Gene Ontology annotation, cellular component: mediator complex; core mediator complex.
AGAGAGUGUGGUGUAGUGAUGGUUGGUUUCCGAACGCUACCUGCCAAGUGACAAAUGUCGUCAAGAUUCAUUUGACAUUUCGCUGCUGUUUGUGGUGUGUGAGUCCCGGCGCCGAUAAAUUCGAGAAAUUUGGUAAUAAUUUGAUUGAAGAAUCAUCGAUUUUGAAAUGUCUACGCUUAGUGGACCCAUCAGUACAGCGAAGGACGCCUUGAGUCAGGCGGUCCAAAGCCAUAUAAUUCCGAAUCAAGAAUAUUUGCUGCAAGGAUCAAUCUUGGAUUCAUCGGUGGAACAUCUUCUGCAUAGACUGAAGGGAUUAUGCGACAAUGUUGACACUGGACCGGAACCCUUUCACGAUCAUGAAGUUUGCAUGAGCCUGAGGACGCCGAAUCAGAUGGCCCUACAGCUCCGUGUACGUCGAUCUUUAGAUUGUGAUGCACCACAUCAACUGCGAUAUAUCGGUCAAGCCGAAUUAGGUGACCGAUCAAGACCAACUCUAGUGCGUUCCAGCAUUGAUGUUGCAUGCACCUCUACAGUGAUGGAUUUCCUUACAGAACUGGGCUGUCGGGUUGACUUCGAAUAUACUAAUCGCGGUUACAUGUUUCGAAAGGGACGGAUGAAAAUUACAGUUUCGAAAAUAUUCAAGACUGGGUCGAAUAAACCGGGUGAAAUGGGACCAGAACCAAUAUCGCAAAGUUAUUUGGUUGAGUUAUCCGUUCUUGCGCCGACCGGUCAGGAUGCAAUUGGUGAGGAGAUGCGUGCUUUUGCGGAACAGCUCAGACCACUGGUGCAAUUAGAUAAAAUAGAUUAUAAGAGAUUGGGUUAGAUAUAGUCAAGAUUUUAAUAUAAUGAAAGGGUUUAGAUCAAUAAAGGUCUAGAACAGGGAGACGUUUUAUAA